GCCUUGCUCAAAAAGAAAACCACAAAGUAUACAGACCAAAGCCUCACUCCCCUCUCUCUCCCCCCUCCAUUAACGCGCAACAUUUCACACCUCGAGCGAGAGAAACCUCUCACAUUUUUUCACUCCUUCCAAGCGGCGUUGUCUUCGGAACCAUGUUCAGGAACCAGUACGACACGGACGUGACCACCUGGAGCCCCGCGGGCCGCCUCUUCCAGGUCGAGUACGCCAUGGAGGCCGUGAAGCAGGGCUCCGCCGCGAUCGGCCUCCGAUCCAAGACGCACGUCGUCCUGGCCUGCGUCAACAAGGCCAACAACGAGCUCUCCUCCCACCAGAAGAAGAUCUUCAAGGUCGACGACCACAUCGGCGUCGCCAUCGCCGGCCUCACCGCGGACGGCCGCGUGCUCUCGCGGUACAUGCGCUCGGAGUGCAUUAACCACGCCUUCACCUACGAGUCGCCGCUCCCCGUCGGGAGAUUGGUGGUUCAGCUGGCUGACAAGGCUCAGGUCUGCACCCAGCGGUCCUGGAAACGACCUUAUGGCGUUGGUCUUUUGGUAGCUGGACUAGAUGAAUCUGGAGCUCACCUCUAUUACAAUUGUCCAAGCGGAAACUACUUUGAAUAUCAGGCUUUUGCCAUUGGGUCCCGCUCACAAGCCGCAAAAACAUACUUGGAACGCAGGUUCGAGAACUUCACGGACUCCUCUCGUGACGAUCUGGUCAAAGAUGCCCUCAUUGCCAUAAGGGAAACUUUGCAAGGAGAGAGGUUGAAGAGUACCAUAUGCACUGUCGCUGUGGUUGGAGUGGGCGAGCCGUUCCAUAUAUUGGACCAGAACACGGUACAACAACUAAUUGAUGCGUUUGAGAUUGUAGGGGAGGAAGAACCACCUGCUGCAGAAGCGGGGGAUACUGGGGAUCAGGAAACUGCUGCAGGAGAAGGUGCCCCCGCUGAGGAAGGUGCUGCUCCCAUGGAUAUCUAACCUUGCCAGAGUCUGCACAUCGCUUGUCUUAUGUUAGAGGCCUUGCGUCCAUGUCUUCCUAGAGAUGAGACAAGGAAAUGUGGAUGGCAAUUUGUGAUCAAUGCUUUUCGGUUGUCUGUCUUUGGACUGUUAUCCAAUUCACCACCUUCCUUAGCUGGUAAUGUUGCCCUCUUCUGUAUGAAUUCUCGAUUUUUACAUUUUCAUCUCUUGAAGAACUCAUUGAGCUUGGUAGCGA
Rhodamnia argentea is the source of this 1209-nucleotide messenger RNA. RefSeq names its product proteasome subunit alpha type-1-A-like. The transcript is spliced from 2 exons. The coding region runs from base 153 to 974 and encodes 273 amino acids. Gene Ontology annotation, biological process: ubiquitin-dependent protein catabolic process. Gene Ontology annotation, cellular component: proteasome core complex; proteasome core complex, alpha-subunit complex. Lineage: Eukaryota; Viridiplantae; Streptophyta; Magnoliopsida; Myrtales; Myrtaceae. The record is from RefSeq and is a predicted model, not a curated record.